Alternaria alternata is the source of this 773-nucleotide messenger RNA. Its product is annotated as DUF1294-domain-containing protein. The coding region runs from base 162 to 557 and encodes 131 amino acids. The transcript has a single exon. NCBI's taxonomy places the organism in Eukaryota, Fungi, Ascomycota, Dothideomycetes, Pleosporales, Pleosporaceae. The record is from RefSeq and is a predicted model, not a curated record.
UCUGUCCAAGCACCACCGACGGGAGAUCGACAUGGCACCGCCAAAGCUUCGCUCGCGCAUACGCCCAUCGCUUACCAGCACGUUGCCAAUACUGUGCCUUCCUCUGUUGCGAUGCGCCCAGACCUCCGGUUCCUCUCUUACUAUCAGUAACGUCCAACAAGAUGCCACCACGCGCACGUCCUCGCCAUCGACCCUUGACUGUUGCUACCGUCUGCGGAACCGCUUCGCUCAUCCUACCCACCGUCACACUCAUCCGCCUUUAUGUCGUCUCGCAGCUGCCCAUAUACUCCAUCCUCUACGCCGGAACGAUUAGCGGCAUCACCUUCCUCUUCUAUGGCUACGACAAGAUGCAGGCGCGUAAUCUGGAGUGGAGGGUGAAAGAGGUGACGUUGCAUACACUGGCGGCGGUAGGGGGAUGGCCGGGUGGGCUGGUGGGUAUGCACUACUUCCAGCAUAAGACACGCAAGGUGAGGUUUCAGGUUGUGUUCUGGGGGAUCGUCCUGUGCUGGGAGGGUGUCGCCUGGUUGGUAUGGAGCGGUGGGAUACAGGUGGGAUGAUGAGUCAAAUGGAACAAGUCUUUCGACAGAAUACGGAAAAGAUUUAUUAAAGGUUGGAGAUGAUUACACAAGAGUCGUGACGGUCAUGAGGUUGUAGCCCACGUCUGCCGAAGGGGUAACAAGGAAAAGGCUGCAGUCAAGAAGCCACAAAGGUACCACCAAACGCCUACCGAGGGGAUGUCCAAUAUCGCCUUUCCGUUAUCGUAUCGCUAUUCU